CGGCGGCGGGCGCGGAGGAGAGAGGCGGGAGAGAGGGAGCUAGGGAGCGAGGGAUCGAGGGAGGGUCGGGAGCGGACGAGCGGAGGAGCGAGCGGGCGGGCGGGCGGGCGCGCAGCUUGGUUGCUCCGUACUACGGCGGCCCGCGAGGGAGCGCCCCGAGCGGGCUCCGGGACGCGCGGAGAGGCGCGCGGGGAUGGUGUGCGGGGCCGCGGCUCCUGCGUCCCUGCCCGCGUCGAGGGAGCUGCACUGAUUUGUCCCCCGGGGGCAGCGGCGCGGACCCGCCCGGAGAUGAGGUGGCGGUUAGCAAGGUGAAAGUCCAGAACCAUGGCUCAGUUUCCAACACCGUUUGGUGGCAGCCUGGAUGUCUGGGCCAUAACUGUAGAGGAGAGAGCGAAGCAUGACCAGCAGUUCCAUAGCUUAAAGCCAAUCUCCGGAUUUAUUACUGGUGAUCAAGCUAGAAACUUUUUUUUUCAGUCUGGGUUACCUCAACCUGUUUUAGCACAAAUAUGGGCCCUCGCUGACAUGAACAAUGACGGCAGGAUGGAUCAAGUGGAGUUCUCCAUAGCGAUGAAGCUCAUCAAGCUGAAGCUGCAAGGCUACCAGCUCCCGUCCGCGCUGCCACCAGUGAUGAAACAGCAGCCUGUGGCCAUGCCAGGCGCGCCAGCCUUCGGUAUAGGGGGUAUCCCCAGCAUGCCACCGCUGACAGCUGUCGCUCCAGUGCCAAUGGGCUCCAUCCCCGUCGUUGGGAUGUCUCCACCUCUGGUGUCUUCUGUCCCCACAGCAGCCGUGCCCCCCCUGGCCAACGGGGCCCCCCCUGUCAUCCAACCUCUGCCUGCAUUUGCUCAUCCUGCUGCCACAUUGCCAAAGAGUUCCUCCUUUAGUAGAUCUGGCCCGGGGUCACAGUUAAACACUAAAUUACAGAAGGCACAGUCAUUUGACGUGGCUAGUGUCCCUCCAGUGGCAGAAUGGGCUGUGCCGCAGUCAUCCAGACUGAAAUACAGACAGUUAUUCAACAGUCACGACAAAACGAUGAGUGGACACUUAACAGGUCCCCAAGCAAGGACUAUUCUUAUGCAAUCAAGUUUACCACAAGCUCAGCUGGCUUCGAUAUGGAAUCUGUCUGAUAUCGAUCAAGAUGGUAAGCUCACCGCAGAAGAGUUCAUCCUGGCUAUGCACCUAAUCGAUGUAGCCAUGUCUGGUCAGCCGCUGCCACCGGCCCUGCCUCCGGAAUACAUUCCACCGUCCUUCAGAAGAGUUCGAUCUGGCAGUGGGAUAUCUGUCGUGAGCUCAACAUCAGUGGAUCAGCGGUUACCCGAGGAGCCUGUUCUUGAAGAUGAGCAGCAGCAGCUGGAAAAAAAAUUGCCUGUCACGUUCGAGGACAAGAAGCGGGAGAACUUCGAGCGCGGGAACCUGGAGCUGGAGAAGCGGCGCCAGGCGCUCCUGGAGCAGCAGCGCAAAGAGCAGGAGCGCCUGGCGCAGCUGGAGCGCGCGGAGCAGGAGCGCAAGGAGCGCGAGCGGCAGGAGCAGGAGCGCAAGCGGCAGCUGGAGCUGGAGAAGCAGCUGGAGAAGCAGCGGGAGCUGGAGCGGCAGCGCGAGGAGGAGCGGAGGAAGGAGAUCGAGAGGCGGGAGGCUGCAAAACGAGAACUUGAAAGGCAGCGACAGCUUGAGUGGGAACGGAACCGAAGGCAAGAACUGUUGAAUCAAAGAAACAAAGAACAGGAAGACAUAGUUGUCCUGAAAGCAAAGAAGAAGACUCUGGAAUUUGAAUUAGAAGCCCUCAAUGACAAAAAGCAUCAGCUCGAAGGAAAACUUCAAGAUAUCAAAUGUCGAUUGACCACCCAAAGGCAAGAAAUCGAGAGUACAAACAAGUCCCGAGAGCUGAGAAUCGCCGAAAUCACCCACUUACAGCAGCAGCUGCAGGAGUCGCAGCAAAUGCUUGGAAGAUUGAUUCCAGAAAAACAAAUACUCAAUGACCAAUUGAAACAAGUUCAGCAAAACAGUUUGCACAGAGAAUCGCUUCUUACGCUCAAACGAGCCAUAGAAGCGAAAGAACUAGCUAGGCAGCAACUUCGAGACCAACUGGAUGAAGUUGAGAAAGAGACAAGAUCAAAACUACAGGAGAUCGACAUUUUCAACAAUCAGCUGAAGGAGCUUAGAGAAAUCAACAACAAGCAGCAGCUCCAGAAACAGAAGUCCAUAGAGGCAGAACGGCUGAAGCAGAAAGAGCAGGAACGAAAGAUCCUCGAGUUGGAGAAACAAAAGGAAGAAUCCCAAAGACGAGUGCAGGAAAGGGACAACAAGCAGUGGCUCGAGCACGUGCAGGCAGAUGACGAACCACAGAGGCCCAGGAAAGUGCAGGAGGAGGACAAACUCAAGAAGGAGGAGAGUGUCAGGAAGAAGGAGAGCGAGGACAAGGGCAAACAGGAAGUGCAAGACAAGCUGAGCCAGCUGUUGCACCAGCACCAAGAGCCAGCCAAGCCGGGGGUCCAGGCGCCCUGGCCCACCACCACAGAAAAGGGCCCGCUUACAAUUUCCACACAGGAGAACGUGAAAGUGGUUUAUUACCGAGCACUCUACCCCUUUGAGUCCAGAAGUCACGAUGAAAUCACCAUCCAGCCUGGCGACAUAGUCAUGGUGGAUGAGAGCCAAACUGGAGAACCGGGCUGGCUUGGAGGAGAACUAAAGGGAAAGACAGGUUGGUUCCCCGCCAACUACGCCGAGAAAAUUCCAGAAAAUGAGGUCCCCGCUCCAGUCAAGCCAGCGACCGACCAGACCUCUGCCCCGGCGCCCAAGGUGGCUCUGCGUGAGACCCCCGCUCCGUUGGCUGUGACCUCCACAGAGCCCUCCACAACUCCCAACAACUGGGCCGACUUCAGCUCCACGUGGCCCUCCAACACUAACGAGAAAGCGGAAACUGACAAUUGGGACGCCUGGGCGGCCCAGCCCUCCCUCACCGUCCCCAGUGCCGGCCAGUUACGGCAGAGAUCCGCCUUCACUCCCGCCACGACCACCGGCUCCUCCCCGUCCCCGGUUCUAGGCCAGGGUGAAAAGGUAGAGGGGCUCCAGGCGCAAGCCCUCUAUCCUUGGAGAGCCAAAAAAGACAACCACCUAAAUUUUAACAAAAACGACAUCAUCACCGUACUGGAACAGCAAGACAUGUGGUGGUUUGGAGAAGUUCAAGGUCAGAAGGGUUGGUUCCCCAAGUCUUACGUGAAACUCAUUUCAGGGCCCGUAAGGAAAUCGACAAGCAUGGAUUCUGGCUCUUCAGAAAGUCCUGCCAGUCUAAAGAGAGUGGCUUCGCCUGCAGCCAAGCCAGCCGCACCAGGAGAAGAAUUUAUUGCCAUGUACACUUACGAGAGUUCUGAGCAAGGCGAUUUAACCUUUCAGCAAGGGGAUGUGAUUUUGGUUACCAAGAAAGAUGGUGACUGGUGGACGGGAACAGUGGGCGACAAGUCCGGAGUCUUCCCUUCUAACUAUGUGAGGCUUAAGGAUGCAGAGGGCUCUGGAACUGCUGGGAAAACAGGGAGUUUAGGAAAAAAGCCUGAAAUCGCCCAGGUCAUCGCCUCCUACACAGCGACGGGUCCCGAGCAGCUCACGCUGGCGCCUGGGCAGCUGAUCCUCAUCCGCAAGAAGAACCCCGGCGGAUGGUGGGAAGGCGAGCUGCAAGCACGGGGAAAAAAGCGCCAGAUCGGCUGGUUCCCAGCCAAUUAUGUGAAGCUUUUGAGCCCCGGGACGAGCAAAAUCACUCCGACGGAGCCACCCAAGCCAGCGGCCUGCCCUGCAGUGUGCCAGGUGAUCGGUGUAUACGACUACACGGCCCAGAACGAUGACGAGCUGGCUUUCAGCAAGGGCCAGAUCAUCAACGUGCUCAGCAGGGAGGACCCCGACUGGUGGAAGGGCGAGGUCAGCGGGCAGGUGGGGCUCUUCCCAUCCAACUACGUGAAGCUGACCACCGACACGGACCCCAGCCAGCAAUGGUGCUCAGACCUGCACCUGCUGGACAUGCUGACGCCCACGGAGAGGAAGCGGCAGGGCUACAUCCACGAGCUCAUAGUCACUGAGGAGAACUACGUGAAUGACCUGCAGCUGGUCACCGAGAUCUUUCAGAAACCUCUGAUGGAGUCUGAGCUGCUGACAGAGAAAGAGGGGGCUAUGAUUUUUGUUAACUGGAAGGAGCUGAUUAUGUGUAAUAUCAAGCUACUGAAAGCACUGAGGGUCCGCAAGAAGAUGUCUGGGGAGCGGAUGCCCGUGAAGAUGAUCGGGGACAUUCUGACGGCACAGCUGCCCCACAUGCAGCCCUACAUCCGCUUCUGCAGCUGCCAGCUCAAUGGGGCCGCCCUGAUCCAACAGAAGACGGACGAGGCCCCGGAUUUCAAGGACUUUGUCAAAAGACUGGCCAUGGACCCCCGGUGUAAAGGAAUGCCCCUUUCUAGCUUUAUCCUGAAGCCAAUGCAGAGGGUGACAAGAUACCCACUGAUCAUUAAAAACAUUCUAGAAAACACUCCUGAGAACCACCCCGACCACAGCCACCUGCGCCACGCCCUGGAGAAGGCUGAGGAGCUGUGCUCACAGGUGAACGAGGGUGUGCGCGAAAAGGAGAACUCGGACCGGCUGGAGUGGAUCCAGGCCCAUGUGCAAUGUGAAGGCCUGUCUGAGCAACUCGUGUUCAACUCGGUGACCAACUGCCUGGGCCCUCGCAAGUUCCUGCACAGCGGCAAACUCUACAAGGCCAAGAGCAACAAGGAGCUCUAUGGCUUCCUCUUCAACGACUUCCUGUUGCUCACACAGAUCGCCAAGCCCCUGGGUUCCUCGGGCACCGACAAGGUCUUCAGCCCCAAGUCCAACCUGCAGUACAAGAUGUACAAGACGCCUAUCUUCCUAAAUGAGGUCCUAGUCAAGUUACCCACCGACCCUUCUGGAGAUGAGCCCAUUUUCCACAUUUCACACAUCGACCGAGUCUACACCCUGCGGGCAGAAAGCAUAAAUGAAAGGACCGCCUGGGUGCAGAAAAUCAAAGCCGCUUCAGAGCUCUACAUAGAGACGGAGAAAAAGAAGCGGGAGAAGGCAUACCUGGUCCGCUCCCAGAGGGCCACCGGGAUUGGAAGGCUGAUGGUGAACGUGGUCGAAGGCAUCGAGCUGAAGCCCUGCCGUUCACAUGGGAAGAGUAACCCCUACUGUGAGGUCACCAUGGGCUCCCAGUGUCAUAUCACCAAGACCAUCCAGGACACCCUGAACCCCAAGUGGAAUUCCAACUGCCAGUUCUUCAUCAAAGACUUGGAGCAAGAGGUCUUGUGUGUCACUGUGUUUGAGAGGGACCAGUUCUCGCCAGAUGAUUUCCUGGGGCGGACAGAGAUCCGAGUGGCUGACAUCAAGAAGGACCAGGGCUCCAAGGGGCCGGUGACCAAGUGUCUCCUGCUGCACGAGGUCCCCACAGGCGAGAUCGUGGUUCGCCUGGACCUGCAGCUGUUUGAUGAGCCCUAGAGCCCAGCUCAGCGGAGCUGCAGAAGCUGCCUGGCCCGCCGUGACUUUCCUGAGACCACUGAAACCCAUGUUCAGCUACGGGGCCGUGACGGGACAGUAGAGCCAGACCCCUUGGAGCUCCUGGGACUACUUGACAAUCUUCCCCUCACCCCAGACAAAACUGUGUCUCUCCCCAUCUCUGUCCUCACCGCUGCUCUGAUGGGGGCUUCUAGGGGCUUCUGCCAGGAGCUCGACUUGUCCCUGGGCUGAAGGCCAGAGUGCGGUCCCUGUAAUUAGAGUGAUCAGUGCAGCGUCUGUCUUCUGGGGGAGUGCUCAUGCCCUCCUGUUUCGUACCCCCAUCGGCCCCCCAAGACAACUCACCGCCCCCCCCCCAGGUCCCUUGACCUCUGGUCAUGGAGGUUGGAAACAGGAUUCUUCUGUCAGUGUUUCAGAAUCUUGCCUUCUUGGAGGCCUGAUUGGUUGCCUUGGAGCUGACCACUGGGAGACAUGGUCUUUUGGUCAGACACGGACGGGGUAAGCUGUUUGAAGAGCUGGUCCGUGGAAGAUUCUAGAAGGUACGUUGCUAGAGCCAUUGGAGUCUCUCCCCACCCCUAUGUUUUUUGUCUUUUU
Molecule: messenger RNA, 6090 nt
Organism: Erinaceus europaeus (western European hedgehog)
Lineage: Eukaryota; Metazoa; Chordata; Mammalia; Eulipotyphla; Erinaceidae
Gene: ITSN1
Product: intersectin 1
Exons: 39
Coding region: 325-5481 (1718 amino acids)
Biological process (GO): clathrin-dependent synaptic vesicle endocytosis; endosomal transport; intracellular signal transduction
Cellular component (GO): plasma membrane; intracellular vesicle; clathrin-coated pit
Molecular function (GO): molecular adaptor activity; guanyl-nucleotide exchange factor activity; protein binding
Source: RefSeq, a predicted model, not a curated record